CAAAAGUCUUUUCUCUCAGUCUCUCUUGAUAACUUCCUUCCCCGGAGAAAAGAAACCGAAACAGAGACCAUGGCGUCUUCAACGCAAGACGAAGAAGCCCUCCACUGCAAGGAAGAAGACGCACUCGGCGAAGAACCGGAGCUUAUUGACCUGAACAUAGAAGCCAAACACGAAGACGAUGAGAAGAUCGUGGCCUCUGAGUCAUCAGCGACAAGCGAACAAGAAGUGAAAGAUGCUAAUCAAGAAGACGAAAGCAGAGGAGGAGUGAUCAUGAUGGUACCUUCUUCAACAGCAAGAAGCUUAACUCAAGAAGAGGAAGAGGCAAGGGAAAAGGAUGCUCGCGCCUCAGCAACCCUCGUGUCUAUGUACUACGAAGUCCCACCUAAGGAUCCAUCUGUCCUCGAAAUACACGAUCACCGGGAAGAUGACUCAGAACAAACCAUGAGGUUUCUCACCCGAUGGAAAGCUCCGAAGAUUCCACCGAAGAAGAUCAUUCACGACAGGUUGGUCGAGCAAUGCAGCAGACCGGUCCAAAAGCAGCUGACGACGAGCGACGUGAAAGAGAGGCGGCUGUCUUUACCGAGGAACAAGUUUCAGAAGCUUCUUGAUGAGUCAGAGGCAACGCGCGGGAGAAAGGAGACUAGGGUUUCGGUUUACGGACCAGAAGGGGAGGUUCAUGAGAUGUGGCUUGGUGAUGAUGAUGAGGAGGAGAGGUCUUCUUCGUUUGAGUUGGUGAUCGGGUGGAGGAAGUUCAUCGUGGAUUAUGAGCUCAAGGAGUGUUGCGACUUCAUCACGGUGUGGAUGUUUAGGCACAGAGACACGCAACGGAUUUGCUUAGCUGUUGAUGCCACACGUUUUGUGUUCAGGUUACAGGUUAGUAAGAGGAUCUCUGAGGCUGCUUUCGAGGAUUCUGAUUAGAGAUUUAAUGAGAUAUUGAACAUGAGGUUGAAGUUUUAAAGGUUUUGAUUUGAGUCACAUUCUCAGUU
This is a messenger RNA of Brassica oleracea var. oleracea, 986 nucleotides long. Its product is annotated as putative B3 domain-containing protein At4g03170. Bases 70 to 918 code for a protein of 282 amino acids. The transcript has a single exon. NCBI's taxonomy places the organism in Eukaryota, Viridiplantae, Streptophyta, Magnoliopsida, Brassicales, Brassicaceae. The record is from RefSeq and is a predicted model, not a curated record. Gene Ontology annotation, molecular function: DNA binding.